Messenger RNA from Penicillium crustosum, 2043 nucleotides. RefSeq lists its product as uncharacterized. The record is from RefSeq and is a predicted model, not a curated record. Lineage: Eukaryota; Fungi; Ascomycota; Eurotiomycetes; Eurotiales; Aspergillaceae. The transcript has 3 exons. The coding region runs from base 1 to 2043 and encodes 680 amino acids.
AUGAACUCCCCUCGAGAACCGGUGACUGGUCGCUUACCAGAAGCUAAAGCAUCAGUCCAAAGACAAAAGCAUUGCCAGGUUGCAUUUUCUGAAGCUCUCCCCUCAGAAAGAAACCGUAUCACGAAAGCCCAGUGCAUGCUCACAGACUCAACGUGGUACGUAUGGUAUCUGACGUGCGAAAUCUUAUGCCGGCCCGAAUACUCAAGUCUCAUGGCCUACGAGCUUAACAAAUCAUAUGUGCGCCACGAGACCAAAAAGGAUUUGGCCAGUCUCUGUCUCGCCUCGAAAGCUAUGAAUGAUCUGGCAACUCCUUUUUUGUAUCGUUCUCUGAGCUUCGAGAUGUCAGAAGAUACUCUGGUAGGGAAUGCCGGUGAUCUUUUAUAUAGGCUGCUAGAUACCUCCCAUGACUCACCGCGGUGUUUUGUUCGAGAAAUUACUAUCUCACCCUAUCUGAAGUACACUCCAUCCAACACUCCGCCCUACGUUACGGGGCGCCUACGGACAACGGACACAGACAAACAGCCUUUAUCCCAGUUGAUACAGUGUCUCCCGAACCUGCGUCAAGUAAGAGAGACUCACACUCGUAGCAGGCUAGGGGUGCCUUGUGAUCUCAGCGAUAGCUAUAUGACAAGCAUUGACGAGCAUCCUCAAAAGCCGGAACUGCACCUACUCGCAGGGGACGGAGAAAAAUCCUGUCUUCGCUCCCUGCCAUUGGUGACCCUGAUCAGAGUCUUGUGGGAUACCAAAUCUGACAUCAACGAGCAAUCCUCUCCACUACAGACCGACAACUUCCUAAAUUACAUCACUUCUUGUCCCAACUUGAAGUCUUGUUCUUGGGCAGCAACACACCCGAAUGAACUAAUUGGUCGAAGGAACGACGACCUUAAGGGAUCCAGCAUUCAUAAACCUUUUCCCUUUCUCAAACAUCUGGCCCUCCAUCAAUACUAUAUCGGCAGCCAAAUGUGGCAUGGUUGGCAAGAUCAUUUUAAUUGGUCAAGUCUUUCGUCCCUGGAGAUCGGCCAGGGGCUGUUUGCGCCUGAGAAUCUUGAAGUAAUGACAGGACGUUUAAACAAUUUAAGGUCCUUGAGAGUUACAGGAAACGACAUUCAAAAUGAAGAGCUGUGCAGCAGCCUCGAAAAUUUCUUGGUCGCUUUUGACACACUGGUGGAUCUGGAAAUAUUGAACUGCUUCGUUCCAGUUCAUGCCAUAACUCGGCAUUCUCGUUUGGUCAACCUUUGUGUUCAUAUUGGCGAUACCUGGAAUUGUCAAGACUCUCGUGCUGUAUUUGAAAACGCGGACUUGAUUUCUUUGGACACACUAUGUCCCCAACUUGAAAACCUGGAACUGGAUAUUGAGCGCGACACCAAGAACGACGAUUGGAAUGAUCGAUCGGCUGACUACUCUCAGCCCCAAGAUGUUCUAGACACUUUGGCCUGUGGCUUUUCACGUCUCAAGGCAAUAGCGCUCCAUUCACGAGUUGGCAGCCUGGUGCACGCCUAUGCCCCCAUCAACAUGUGGGGUGAACGCCAUCAUCCCUUCAAACCCAAAUUAACAUAUAAGACGGCAGCAAAGAUUGGUUCCAAUUUCUUUGCCACCAGAUAUCGAGACUCUACCGCAAGCUCCGUAUCCACGGUGAUGUCAGACGGAUCUGGAAGACUCCAAAAGUUGACACUUAAAUGCGGACUAAGCAAAACAAUGCCCAUUCAGCUUUCAGGGAGAAUGUCAGAAAGAGACGCCAAAUUCAACACUAUGACUUUUGAUUUAUUACCACCCAAGAAUGCAGGCAAAGAGCCUGAGAUGGUGCAUUUGGAAAGGGAGCACCAAGAGAAAUUAUGCCAUAAUUGCUUAAGUUCAACACCGCACCGUGUAUUAGAGGAGAUUGAAUCGAUUGCCGAGUACGGUCCACGCCUUGCUUUCAGGCGUAAGCCUGGUGGGGGAAAGACGGUUUGCAGGCGUGGACCCGAGCCUCGAGUACCAAGAGUUGCUACUCGCCGGUCAGAGAGGCUUGCACAAAGGCGGGAGGUAGAGUCAACAGUAGAUUAA